GCAGGUCAAGAAGAAGUUUUCAAGUGCCUUGGGGAAGGAAUUCUUGAUAAUGCCUUUCAGGGAUACAAUGCUUGUAUUUUUGCAUAUGGGCAAACAGGUUCAGGAAAAUCUUUCUCCAUGAUGGGAACAGCUGAUCAGCCCGGCCUUAUUCCACGACUCUGUUGUGCUUUAUUUCUGAGAGCUACAGAGUUGGAAAAUGAUUCGCAGACCUUCAAAGUGGAAGUCUCUUAUAUGGAAAUUUACAAUGAGAAGGUUCGAGAUCUAUUAGACCCUAAAGGAAGUCGACAUUCCCUUAAAGUUCGGGAACACAAGGUGUUGGGACCAUAUGUGGAUGGUUUAUCCCAAUUAGCAGUAACAACAUUUGAGGAUAUUGAGUCAUUAAUGUCUGAAGGAAACAAAUCUCGAACUGUUGCUGCAACUAACAUGAAUGAAGAAAGCAGCCGAUCACACGCUGUAUUUAAUAUCAUUGUCACUCAGACUUUGUAUGACCAUCAGUCUGGUAAUUCUGGAGAGCGAGUCAGUAAAGUGAGCUUGGUGGAUUUGGCUGGCAGUGAGAGAGUUUCGAAAACGGGUGCUGCGGGAGAACGUCUCAAGGAAGGAAGCAACAUCAACAAGUCACUAACAACUUUGGGUUUGGUUAUAUCUUCUUUGGCCGAUCAAGCUGCAGGGAAAGGGAAGAACAAAUUUGUGCCUUACAGAGAUUCUGUGCUAACAUGGCUUCUUAAGGACAAUUUGGGUGGCAACAGCAAGACUGCCAUGAUAGCAACAAUAAGCCCAGCAGCAGACAACUAUGAAGAGACCCUGUCCACACUACGGUAUGCUGAUCGAGCUAAAAGGAUAGUCAACCAUGCUGUGGUGAAUGAAGAUCCUAAUGCCAGAGUUAUCCGAGAACUGCGGGAAGAGGUGGACAAACUCAAAGAACAACUGUCAAAGGCAGAGGCUAUGAAAGCACCUGAACUGAAAGAAAAAUUAGAAGAAUCUGAGAAAUUAAUUAGAGAACUGACAAUUACCUGGGAAGAGAAGCUGAGGGAAAACAGAAGCUAUUGCCCAGGAAAGGCAGAAGCAACUGGAAAGCAUGGGGAUCUCUCUACAGUCUUCCGGUAUUAAAGUUGGCGAUGACAAAUGUUACCUGGUGAACCUCAAUGCUGACCCCGCGCUUAACGAACUGCUGGUUUAUUAUUUAAAGGACCACACGAAGGUGGGUGCGGACACUUCUCAGGACAUACAGCUUUUUGGCAUUGGGAUUCAACCCGAGCACUGUGUGAUCGACAUUGCCACUGAUGGGGAGAUUUCCUUAACACCAAAAGAAAACGCACGGACAUGUGUAAAUGGGGUGCAGAUAUGCCUCACUACCCCCUUGUGGCAUGGAGACAGGAUCCUUUGGGGAAACAACCAUUUCUUCAGGCUGAACCUGCCAAACCGGAAACGAAAAGACUGGCUGAAGGAAUUUGAGAAAGAAGCUUGUAGUACUGAAACUGAUCUGGAUGCGACAAGUGAAGCUUCAUCAGAACCAGACUAUAAUUAUGAAUUUGCACAGAUGGAAGUGAUAAUGAAGGCUUUGAACAGCAAUGGU
This is a messenger RNA of Staurois parvus, 1573 nucleotides long. The record is from the annotation of a GenBank genome assembly. Lineage: Eukaryota; Metazoa; Chordata; Amphibia; Anura; Ranidae.